AUGACUUUUGCCCUGCGGCAAACAAGAGCAAAAUGUGACCCUAGUCACGUGAUUCUCGUUGCCCUAUCAGAACUCAAGGUCACUGGUAAGACUAACCCCCUAUGGCUGAAGCAGUGCUAUCGGUGCAGCACCGAUUCGAAGCCAGCGAAUUCUUCUCCUACAAUUGCAACAGAAGCCUUUUUCAUAAAAAAUGACAGUUUGAACAGUGAAGCGGAUUUUUACCACUCUGAGGAAGUGUUGAAAGAAAAUAUCUUGUUCCUGGUUUUAAACGAAAAAUAUGACGAGAAAUUCCUUUCAUUUGAACUAUUGCGGAGACGUGAUCGAGUUUUCGCGGAAGCAUUGUUGCAGUGCAGUUGCUUAGAUGUGCACCUUGCAUUAGCAAAGCGAAAAAUCCAAAAUGUAAGAAGAGAAAACUCCAUUGAUGUUGAACAGUUUGAAUCAGUUACAAAUCCUGAAAAGGGCAAAGUAUUUGAAGUUUCACACUUCAUUGAUUCUAAAAAUGUGACGAGAAACUUGAGCAUCGAAUUGAAUUGGGUCGAACAAUAUGUUGGAACCAUUCAGCCAGACCAAGAGAAGAUGGCCAAUAAAGAAGAAAGUGAACGACAAGUCGAAAUUGAUCAAACAAGUUCGCAUUACGAUUAUGGAUGGGCCCGUGAAGAGGGUCUUGAUUUGUUGAGGAUUCUGGGUUCAAAUUUCGAAGAGAAGAUUAAUGGUGGAGUCGCAUACUGUGAGUGUAACUUUGAGGGAACUCAAAACGAAGAAGUGGCUUAUGCCAUAGCGAAAUUCGAGUGUCAAGUAGCCGGUUGGAAUGUAAUCGCCGAUCUAGUUAAGAAGUUGGUUACGCCUGAAUGAAUCGCCAAGUAGUUAAUUCCAAUUUGCAAGUUGUCAAAGUUCUUCUUGAAUGUCAAUUGCAUUGAAGGAGCCAGAGUGGUAGGAGACUGCGUUUCUUCUUCGUUCGACAAAACUGACAAAACCCAAGUUUCGAAAUCCAAACUGUGUGAUGUGCAAGCUUAUGUUGACAUGAUAGUGGUGUUGGAGACAAAUCGUGACACUGCGGACCCGGAGAAAAUAGUGAAGCGCAUCCCCAUCAAUUAGAAUAUGCAACGUAACAACCCCAUUUGUUUACUUACCGUGAACUACCGUCUAGCAAUCGGUAUUCUCAGUUUCGCAAUAUCCCUUCGACGAUCCGACAGCCGACCAGACAUCGUCAAAGAGUGUGGCCACUCUACGUCGUUGGUCCUGCUGUUGAUUACCCAACCUAUUAUGCACUGCCACAAUACGCUGAUCAAUUUCCUUAUACCGAACUGCAGCCGAUUGAUGGGCAGCUACUUGGAGAAGAGCAGCAAUCGGAAAACCCCUUGGCAGUGAGGGAUCAAGUCUACAACGAGCAGCCCAUUUCCAAAGGUGGAUUGCCGAUCGUGAGAGGACUCUUUGGGCCGUAUGCGGAUCAAGAAGAAGAAUUCAUCGAAUCCCGGUUAAAUCUCAGGAAAGAUCCUCGAUUCAUUGUAUCCAGUCUUUUCGGAUUUAAGUGGGGUGUUUUGCAACAAUUGCUGAGAGGGCCAACUGGUAUGAUUUUAAAAAAAUUUACGCCAAUCGUCUACGAUGAAGUUGUUCAACCUAAAGAUGUCCUCUUUGUCAACCUUUGUUUAC
This is a messenger RNA of Daphnia magna, 1650 nucleotides long. RefSeq lists its product as uncharacterized. Bases 1 to 852 code for a protein of 283 amino acids. The record is from RefSeq and is a predicted model, not a curated record. The transcript has 5 exons. Lineage: Eukaryota; Metazoa; Arthropoda; Branchiopoda; Diplostraca; Daphniidae.